Messenger RNA from Penicillium alfredii, 1116 nucleotides. RefSeq names its product vacuolar protein sorting-associated protein 26. Bases 1 to 1116 code for a protein of 371 amino acids. The transcript has 6 exons. Gene Ontology annotation, biological process: intracellular protein transport; retrograde transport, endosome to Golgi. The record is from RefSeq and is a predicted model, not a curated record. Lineage: Eukaryota; Fungi; Ascomycota; Eurotiomycetes; Eurotiales; Aspergillaceae. Gene Ontology annotation, cellular component: endosome; retromer complex.
AUGGCGUCCCUCUUCUUCUCCACCCCCGUCGAUAUCGACGUUGUCCUCGAUGGCCUUGAUGAGCGCCAAACCGUCGAUGUCAAGCUCGACAAGGGCCGCCGGGAGCGGGUCCCCUUGUACAUGGACGGCGAGUCCGUCAAGGGUGUCGUGACCAUCAGACCCAAGGAUGGCAAGCGACUGGAGCACACUGGGAUCAAGGUGCAAUUUAUUGGCACAAUUGAAAUGUUCUACGACCGAGGCAACCACUACGAAUUCCUCUCUCUUGUCCAGGAGCUCGCUGCGCCCGGCGAGUUGCUGCACCCACAAACCUUCCCUUUCAACUUCAAGAACGUCGAGAAGCAAUAUGAGUCUUACAAUGGCAUCAACGUCAAACUACGGUACUUUGUCCAGGUCACUGUCUCACGGCGCAUGGCGGACGUCAUCCGGGAGAAGGACCUGUGGGUGUACUCGUAUCGCAUGCCCCCCGAGACCAACAGCCCCAUCAAGAUGGAUGUCGGCAUCGAGGACUGCCUGCAUAUUGAGUUCGAAUACUCCAAAUCCAAGUAUCAUCUCAAGGACGUGAUCGUCGGUCGCAUUUAUUUCCUGCUGGUGCGGCUCAAGAUCAAGCAUAUGGAGCUGUCUAUCAUUCGCCGGGAAACGACGGGGUCCCCGCCCAACCAAUAUAAUGAGAGCGAGACGCUGGUGCGCUUCGAGAUAAUGGACGGUUCGCCUUCGAGAGGUGAAACUAUUCCCAUUCGUCUCUUUUUGGGGGGAUUCGACUUGACGCCGACAUUCCGGGAUGUCAACAAGAAGUACUCGACGAGAUACUACCUCAGCCUGGUGCUGAUUGACGAAGUCGCGACCAUCGGGCCUCCGAUCUGCUCCCGACUUGCGUUGCCGUCUGGUGAUGCUCGCCGUUACUUCAAGCAGUCUGAAAUCGCUCUCUUCCGCCAAGCUCCCGAGAUCGCCGCUACGCCGCAGAUUGCGCAGCAGCAGCAGAUCCAACAACAGAUCAUCCAGCAGCAACAGCAGCAGGCUCUCCCUCCGGGCUCGGCCACCGCGGGCCCCGGGAGAGAAAUUACGGCUCCGCAGCCGCAGCCGCAAAACAACCAGGCCGUCCCGCCGCCGGCAGCAUAG